AUGUAACUAUCUAGUGUUUCUUACAAAUAUGCCUGUAUAAAUUCACAAUGCAGCACAAAGUAUUUUUAAUGUUUUUACUACAAAGUUGAAAUGUUCAAAAGGAAACAAAUCUUUCUUUUAUUUGCGCUUUUUACGCUAUCAUUUUUACUCGUGUUAAUUGUUUUAAUAAAAAAGCUUCCUUCGACAGAAAGUAAGGUUAAAAUAAAAGUUAAUAAUAUAGAAGAAUUAAUUUUAGAGGAAGCUCAUCAGCUUUCGAACUAUUUCAAAACAAAAAGAUCAAUAAACGAGACAGCGAUUAAGAUUUUUAUAAACGAACUGAAUAAAAUCGUAAUUUCAAAAAACACAACUGAACCACUAUGGAACAUUGCACGAUCAUGGGUGUCCAAAACACAACUGUAUAAUAUGAGUAGUAUUUAUUUGGGAGAUGUAAUUUACGCUCUUAAAAGCAAUAAAAUAUUAAAAGCUGAUAUAGAUAGUAGGGGUACACAGUUAAAAUUGUUUUUAACUUUAGAGGGAAACCAGGGCGCAAUUUUCAAACCCAAAUGGUACAAUAAAGAAAAAAUCAUACAUGGUCCAGUAUAUUCAGGGAAAGAUCGUUAUAAUUCGGAAAUAGUUGCCUUUUAUUUAUCGGGUAUUUUACAAAAACCGCUAGUGCCUCCUUGUUCAAUAAGAAAAAUAUCAUUGCAAAAAGAUAUAAGACCAGUAGCUACUGCACGAUUAAAAGAUACCAUAAUUUUUGUAAACGAAACAACGUGUGUUUACGGAAUAUGUUAUUACUGUAAUGAAAAAGAACCAGCCUGUGAAGAAAAUGGUCUUCUUACUGGGGCUAUAAUCUUAAAUAUUAAUACCACAUUUAAUAUUUAUAAGUCACCUUGGCGAAGAACUUACAGAAACAGGAAAAAAGCGCCGUGGGAAGAAAAUGAACACCAUUACUGCCAGGCUGUACAAAACAAACUGCCAGAAAAAAGAAUUUUGGACCUUAUUGAAGUCGCUAUUUUUGAUUUUUUAAUUCAGAAUGGUGACAGACACAGAUAUGAAACACUACAAGACACCAUUCUCCUUGUGGAUAAUGGAAAAGGGCUUGGGAAUCCAUUUAAAGACCAUAUUGAUAUACUGGCACCAUUAUAUCAAUGUUGCAGAUUAAGGAAAUCUAUGUGGACAACCCUUCAAAAUUUGUCUGGUGGAAGAAUAAAAGAAUAUUUGCAACAAAUGCCAUAUGUUUAUGAACUAAUAACACACCACCAUUUAGAUGCAAUUGAAAGAAGACUGUUAAUUGUGUAUGCUACAAUUCAAUACUGCAAAAAAAGAGAUAAAUUAAAACUAAUUUGACACAAUAAGUCAUUAACGUCUC
Messenger RNA from Agrilus planipennis (emerald ash borer), 1351 nucleotides. RefSeq names its product glycosaminoglycan xylosylkinase homolog. Gene Ontology annotation, molecular function: phosphotransferase activity, alcohol group as acceptor. The record is from RefSeq and is a predicted model, not a curated record. Gene Ontology annotation, cellular component: Golgi apparatus. The coding region runs from base 91 to 1329 and encodes 412 amino acids. Gene Ontology annotation, biological process: protein phosphorylation. NCBI's taxonomy places the organism in Eukaryota, Metazoa, Arthropoda, Insecta, Coleoptera, Buprestidae. The transcript has 4 exons.